Dendroctonus ponderosae (mountain pine beetle) is the source of this 1565-nucleotide messenger RNA. Its product is annotated as galactose mutarotase. Gene Ontology annotation, biological process: glucose metabolic process; beta-D-galactose catabolic process via UDP-galactose, Leloir pathway. Lineage: Eukaryota; Metazoa; Arthropoda; Insecta; Coleoptera; Curculionidae. The coding region runs from base 310 to 1401 and encodes 363 amino acids. The record is from RefSeq and is a predicted model, not a curated record. The transcript has 9 exons. Gene Ontology annotation, molecular function: carbohydrate binding; aldose 1-epimerase activity.
AAAAAACCACGAAAUUUCGAUUUGAAAGCGGCAGUUGAAUGGAACCAGUGUGUGACGGAACGCGGUUGUGAGCGGUUUCGUUUCAAUCAACCUUCUACCUGCCCUGGAUCAAGAGGAAAUAAUAAUUGAAGCCACAUCAGCAACCUGGGAGCAAUCGGGGGGCUUUACUUGAAAAAAUCGCCAAAAAUCCCUCAAAAACCUCCUCAAAACCCCAUUGGGUGCCCCCGAAAGCCUCAACACGCCUGCACGGAAAGCAGUUGAAACCAAUCCUCAAUCUGCUCCAGUUUCGGAGCAAACAUCCAAACAACCAUGGCAAAAUACGCUCAAAAAGAGGGCGUGGAACUGGAUGAGGACGAGUUUGACACCUACACCGAACCCUCCACAGGCCAACUCCUCUCAGUGAGGCGGUUCACUUGGAGAACCACCUCCGGAGUUUCCGUCCAAGUGAUCACCUACGGAGCGACGAUCACGUCCAUUAAAAUGCCCGAUCGCAAUGGAACCAUCGAUGACAUUGUCAUGGGGUUCGAUGACAUGAAAGGCUACCUCCAGCCCCUGAACCCCUACUUUGGGGCUACUGUGGGCCGAGUGGCCAACCGCAUUGGCUCCGCUACGAUCACCAUUGACGACCAGACUUACCACCUUACCCCCAAUCUGGCCCCCCACAUGCUCCAUGGAGGGGCCAAGGGCUUCGACAAGGUGAAUUGGAGUCACCAUGUCAAUGGAACUGACGUGGUCCUUAGUUGCCUGUCCAGGGACUUGGAGGAGGGGUUUCCCGGCGACGUCAUCACCACGGUGACGUAUCGGCUCACCAACGAGAACCGCCUGGAGGUGGAGCUGCGCUCCACCUCCACUCGCCCCACCUUUGUCAACCUCACCAAUCACUCCUACUUCAACCUGGCGGGACACGCCACUGGCUCGAGCGCCCUCUACCAGCACCUCUUGGCCAUCAACGCCGACCAGACAACGGACGUGGACAAGGACUCGAUCCCGACAGGCAAGCUGCUGCCAGUGGCGGGGACGGUGUUCGACCUGCGCAUCCCCCACCCGCUGGGGGCGGUGAUCGACAAAGUCCCCCACUACGAGGGCUUCGACCACAACUUCUGCAUCACCAAGGGAACGGGCCAAGGGGGCGCCUUCGUCGCCCGAGCAGAGCAUCCGGGCACUGGGCGGGCCUUGGAGGUCUACAGCAACCAGCCAGGGGUGCAGUUCUACACCAGCAACCACAUCCAGAGUGGGACGUUGUCUGGAAAGGGCGGGGCCUCCUACGGCAAGCACGGCGCCUUCUGCUUGGAGACCCAAAACUAUCCCGAUGCCGUCAACCAUGCCAACUUCCCCCCAGCCGUGCUGUAUCCAGGCCAGCUCUACCUGCACCUAGUGGAGUACCGGCUGUUCGUAGACUAGGCAACCGCGCAAUUACCAAUCCAAAUAAACCACUGUAAUCGAUAUCUAAUCGCAAUAAAAGCCACUCGACUGGAAAUGAGUUGCCCACGACCAGUUUUUGACUGAACGUUUGGUUCAGGAGAAAAGAAUGGAAAACUAUCGAAUAAAGCGGUUUUGAGCAGUUA